AUUGUAGUUAAAUCAGAUAAAAGAAAUGUUUUAAACAUGCACACGAUUAUGCUGGAAAGGUUUCGCAUGCAACACUCUAAAAACAUUUCGAGGCUCUUACGGCACUUUAGCCGUCAGUUGGAUGGUACGCACAACAAUGCCGUGGUAAUUGCAGCUGCUGUGCGUACCCCGAGAACACCAUUCAAGGCGGAGGAACAGAAGCUGGCUGGAAUUGUCAUCGAUGAGCUGGUGAAACGCACUCUUGUGCCACGAGAGGAGUUCAAAAAGCUAAUUGUCUGUUGCUCAUCGAAUGCAUCGGCAUCCGACUGCAAUGCGAGGCUUGCCAAUGUAGCCAAAGAGCUGGGCUUGAAGAGCUGCGAGGCACAUGCCCUACAGGACGAUAUCUGCUCGAUUGCUGGACUACGCAUGACAUUGGAUAGUCUCCGGGAGGGAAAGGCGCAGUGCAUUAUCACGGGAGAUACACGCUGCCAGUUUCUUGAACCGGAUGAUGGUCUUCUGGCCAAUGAACUGAUGACCGUGCAUCAGGCUCCGGCCAGAGGCAAACAAACCGCUAAGGCAGAUCCCUCCGAACCAACGCCAACUUUGGGAGCGGCCGCACUGGCCUGGACUACAUACGAAACUGCAGAGCGCCUUCAGUUGCAGCCUCUAGCUUUGGUGCGUGAAUUUGCUGUGAAAAAUAACAGAGAAGAUGCUCUGUACCACGUUCAUGGCGGUCAGCCUCUUCUUCCCAGUCAAAUCCACACGUGGGAUCUGGUUACGAGCCGAGAACCGCCCAAACCAAGCUAUUUUCACCUAGACCUAAGCGGAAAUAAUCUGUGCACCCACGAUAAUUUACAUAUAACCGCCAGUCACCUUCUCACCCAUCUGGUGCACUCCCUGCCUGCUGGCGAGUUGGGCUGUGCGUACAUGGAUGGAAGCGAUGGCCGUUUGAUGAUAAUAUUUCUCGAAAAGCUCAAACCCAAAAUCGCCCAGGUGGACGGUCUUCCUCUGCUGACACUGUACACCAAAAAGCCGUGUCCUUUGUGCGAUGAUUUGGUGUCACAAUUGGAACAGAAAUAUGCUGGUAAAUUCAGACUGGAAAAGGUUUACAUCGACCGCAAGGAGAAUGUACGUUACUUGCGGCUAUUUCGGCAUGAUAUACCUGUCUUGUUCUUUAAUGGCCAAUUUCUAUGCAUGCACAAAUUGAACGAGGAAGCGCUGCGAGAACGUCUGGCUGGCUUGGAAUAGGUUUAAACAUCUGUACAUCUGGCAUAAACCAAAUUUAACGUUUAAAAUAA
This is a messenger RNA of Drosophila persimilis, 1277 nucleotides long. RefSeq lists its product as uncharacterized. The record is from RefSeq and is a predicted model, not a curated record. The transcript is spliced from 3 exons. Gene Ontology annotation, molecular function: acyltransferase activity. The coding region runs from base 37 to 1227 and encodes 396 amino acids. Lineage: Eukaryota; Metazoa; Arthropoda; Insecta; Diptera; Drosophilidae.